Molecule: messenger RNA, 2495 nt
Organism: Oryzias melastigma (Indian medaka)
Lineage: Eukaryota; Metazoa; Chordata; Actinopteri; Beloniformes; Adrianichthyidae
Gene: vash2
Product: vasohibin 2
Exons: 9
Coding region: 464-1573 (369 amino acids)
Biological process (GO): regulation of angiogenesis
Cellular component (GO): cytoplasm
Source: RefSeq, a predicted model, not a curated record
UCCACUGGAAAGACCUCCGGUGUACUUUCAAAAUAAGACAACCGUAGAGUAAAUGUUCACCUGAAGUUUCUUUAAUCAUCUGCUGGGGGUUCUGAUCCCAGUACCAACCAGAACAGUGUGGACUGUUCUGUAUUCAUACUUUAUAUUACUGAGAAGAAGGUCACGAAACACGAUCACGUGACUAUUGUUCUGAAACAAACCGGAAGUGAAGGCGGUAAAUUCGAGAUUUAACCAUUGACACUAACCAGUGGGGGGGGGGACACAAAGCCUCAGACAUAAAACUGCCCCCCCAGGCUGCGGCGGAGGAGCUCGCCUCCCCAUGAAUGGAACCCGCGUCUCCUCACCCGACCGACUCCCCCAGAAGAAGCGGCUAAACCGGGGGGGCGAGGAGCGCGCGAGACACGGGUUCGGCAUGUCUCACUGACAGGAGAAGCAGACUCCUCAUCCUAACUCCUCCGGAUCCAUGACUGGACCCACCCCCCCGAGCCGGACUGGAACCUCCCCGGCCAAGUUGAGCCGGUACGGUCGGUCCCGGAGCUCCAGCUCCCUGUACCUCCUCCGCUGCAGCAGACAGGAGGCGUCCUCCUCCUCCCCCCCCUACCGGAGCCCCCAGUCUCCAGAGGAGGAGGAGAAAGAUGGGGGGGUUCAGUUCUACGUCAACCGGGGCGGCUUCCCUAUCGAGGGUUCUACCUGGGACCGGAUGUGGUCCCACGUGGCAGCGGUGCAUCCGGAAGGUCAGGAGAUGGUGACCAGGAUCAGGAACGCCGCCUUCCUUCCCAAACAUCCGGUCCCGGCGGUCCCAACGUUCCGAGCGUCCAUGUCGGUGUCGGACUGGCUGCUGACGGUCCAGAAGUACAUGAAGGCUUUGCAAUACAACCACACAGGAACCCAGUUCUUUGAGGUCAAGAAGAGCCGGCCGCUGUGUGGGCUGAUGGAGACGGCCAGAGAGAUGAUCAGAGAGUCUCUGCCAAUCAAGUGUCUGGAGGCAGUCAUCCUGGGGAUCAGCUACCUGACCAACGGGCUGACCACACUGGAGCGCUUCCCCAUCAGCUUUAAGACCCAGUUCUCGGGUCACUGCUUCCACCAUGUGGUUCUGGGAGUGUACUGCAAUGGCCGCUACGGGUCGUUGGGAAUGAGCCGGCGCCAGGACCUGAUGGACAAGCCGCUGACCCACCGGACCCUGGGAGACCUGGUGGCUGAAUUUGAGAGUUCCUACAGGAAGUACCAGCACUCUCUGACUAAGGUGAAGAUCGGCCUGUACGUGCCUCAUGACCCCCACGUCUUCCAGCCAAUCGAGUGGAAGUAUUUGGUGCUGAACGUUUCCCGCCUCGGAGCCGAAGAGAUGAAGAAGGAGCUGGAGAAACACGGCCGAGACAUGAAGAUGAAGAUCCUGAAGUCCUCAAGUGCCCAGUCUCCCAUCAAGGAGCGCAGCCGGGGGAAGUCCUUAUCGCCACGGCGACGGCAGGGCAGCACCCAGCAGCCAUUUGUGCGGCGCCGAGACAAAUCGUCCUCAGUGGAGAGGAAACCAGCAGAGCUCAGCACCCUCAGCGACGGCUACCAGAUCCGCAUCUGAUUCUGUGCCGGCAGAACCUGGAUCAGCUGAUCUGGAGGCGGACUUCCUGUUCAGUGAAGCACUUUUCCUAACAAGGGGGGAGGGGGGCGUCGGCCAUGUUUGUUCUGCGGGUUUGAAGCUGCGGGUUUUUCAAAAUCAAAGUUUUAGUUCAGUUGAGAAAAGUUUCCUGCUGAAAAUCAAGAACCGUUUAAGACUUUGGGAGUCUGGAGUCCAGAAUGAGGGUCCCGCUGGACCUCAGACCCAGCAGUAUGUCGGACUCCGGCUCUUUACCAGCGGUUCUGUUCAGAAUCUUUCUGGAUGGAGGUUCUGGAUCCAGUCAGGGUCUGGGGGUCUGCAGGACCUUGUCCUGUUGGCUUCAUGGAGCCAGGACCAGCAUGCAUUGGGGCGGUCUGAGACUUGGUUGAGGGUCAGCACAGACUCCGAGUUUAGAACCCGAGAAGACCCAGGCCAGCCGAGACAGUCUUUCAGCAAAGCAUGCUGGGAAAUGUAGUCAUCGUUCUGAGAACCUGACUCAGUUUCUGGAUCUCCAGACGCUCAGAGUCUGAGAAGCACAAACCGUUCUGGUCCGGAAGCUGGAAAGCUGCCGGCUGGAGGACAGAUCUGCGUCUCCUCCUCAGAGGAGGUCCGCCUCAGAAGGAGGAGACGCAGACACUCGGAUGCCUUCAUGCUGGCAUGGAAAUCAGUUUUAUCUGCAUGUUUUUAAAGUUUUCCUCUGAAGUUUGAAAUGUUUCUGACGGACUUGAUGACACUGGGGGGGGUCCAGGGUCGUGCACUUUCACAUGCACGCUCUUCAAACCCUUUCUCCGUUUGUGGAUUAUUGUGACAGUGGAUGCAGACUGUGGAAACGUGACCCCCCAGAAAUGAUCUGUUUUUCAUCUGCAAAUGUAGCAGGAUGUGUUUGAAUAAAACUCUAUGGUUUGUA